Molecule: messenger RNA, 2061 nt
Organism: Punctularia strigosozonata HHB-11173 SS5
Lineage: Eukaryota; Fungi; Basidiomycota; Agaricomycetes; Corticiales; Punctulariaceae
Product: alpha/beta-hydrolase
Exons: 7
Coding region: 442-1380 (312 amino acids)
Biological process (GO): lipid metabolic process
Source: RefSeq, a predicted model, not a curated record
CGAGGGACGACUACAUGUGUUUUCGCAACUGCAGGUGCGCGAUUGGAUGCGCACACGCCAUUUACCUUCCAUGAUAUUUCGGCCACUCAAGGUCGGACGAGAUAGAACGGAUGCACACGACUUUGCCCUCGCCGAGUGGUUCGCGUUCCCGGAAUAGCCUCGGGAGCCGCCACGAACCGUCGCUAGGACGAGUGCACCAUCAGCAGAUGACCCCCUGUAGUGAAGUCAGGCGUCUCAACCAACGCGGCUGUUCCGCAGUACACCCUGUUGCCUCCUGUUGCUUCCCAAGUUCUGGCAGAUGAUGGCUUCCCAAUAGUUGCAGCAGCGAUGUUGGGGUGGGGGAUAAAUGCCUGUGAUCUGCAGUAAGCCCUGUAGCGCACGCGUGCCCGAGCCCUCUGCUUCGAGUAGCACAGCCUACCAGCGGCCAGUACUGUCAGGACAAUGUUCUCCGUCAAGUUCCUCGGACUGCAAGUCCUCCUGUCAGCGGCCGUUGCGCUCGCUGCUCCGGCGUCUGUUCCUUCUUCGUUGAAGGAGCGUGCUGUUAAGACUCUCAGCCCGUCAAAGCUCAAUGCCUUCAUACCAUAUACCCAAUUCGCGAGCGCCGCGUACUGCUCGUCGAGCAGUGUCAAAACUUGGGAUUGCGGCCCGGCAUGUGACGCUCUUCCCGGAUUCGAGGUGUCCCUUACGGGCGGCGACGGGGAUGACGUGCAGCUGUAUUACGUUGGCUACUGGCCUUCAGAGGAUGCGGUAGUGCUCGGUCACCAAGGCACCGAUCCUACGAAGUUGUUGUCCGUGGCUACGGAUAUCAAUGUCAUCCAGGGAUCAUUGGAUAGCAGUCUGUUCCCGGAUCUGCCAAGCGGCAUCUUGGUGCACAGCGGCUUCCGUGACGCCCAGGCAUCCACAGCUUCCACCGUGCUCGCGCAGGUAAAGUCUCUUUUGUCGAAGAACAGCGCAAGCAAGGUCAUCGUCGUCGGACAUUCGUUGGGCGGCGCCAUCGCAGAGUUGGACAGCCUCAUGCUCAGGUUGAACUUGCCGAGCAGCGUCAGCGUCAAGGCGGUGACCUUCGGCACCCCGAGGGUGGGAAAUCCCGCCUUUGCGAGCUUCUUCGACAAAACAGUAGACGAUUUUACGCGCAUCGAUCAUGCUCAGGACCCGGUUCCCAUCGUGCCUGGAAGAGGGCUGGGCUACUCGCACCCGAGCGGCGAGAUCCAUAUCUUGAGCUCCGGUACCGCCGUCUCGUGCCCGGGCGAGGACGACGCGACCGACUCACAAUGCACCAUCGAGUCCGUACCCAACAUCCUCGUGGGUAACAUCGUGGACCAUCUCGGACCCUACAUUGACGAUAUUUGGAUGGGCACGGCGCUCGGGCAAUGUUUGUAGAGAUAGCAUACAGGCCCUUACUCAUCGUGUAUGAAUAUUUAUGACCUGCAUGUUUGUUCCGCACUUGACCUAUUAUAUCUCUAUCGUGGAAGUCCGGACAGAGGUUGUUAGAUGGCGAUUGAAUGAGAAUGGAAAAGUGAGGUGAUGAUUAUACGCAAAUAACAGACGGCGACAGCGUGCGCUGCAAAGUAACCCGGGAAUCACAGACGUGAGGAGUGACACCGUCUAUUGCUUUCGCCUUGACCGGAUACGUUUGCCAAGUUGCACCGCUGGGCCCCAUCCUCUAAUCUUUUUCUUGGGCUUGGGAGGGUACGCGAAGUCUUUCGGGUCAUAUCCCUGUCGAAACUUCUCCAUGGCCCACAGAAUGUACUUGCGAUCCUUGGUAUCGACGUUGGCUGCGCGAAGCUCCGAUCCUCCCAUUCGCCAGAACUGCCUCCAGUCUCCAACAUCCAGCUUCUCCUCUGCACCGCGUCCAAUGCACUUCAGAAAGGCCGCCGGGGAGGUGAUGUUGCCUCGUACUGCCGGCACGGGUCGGAGAGAGGCCUGGCUUUUGUACGUCCUAACUAAUGUUGCGAGUGCACGGUCCAACCGCCGCCAGUGGUUCAACAGCGACAUCUAGGGGAAGGAACCGAGUCCCGCGGUUGACCGACAGCCAAGGACCUUUUCGUGGUCACGGUAGCG